AAACAAAGCCAGGAGAUUCAAAAGAAAAACCCCACUCGCCCAUUCCAUCCCUUUGUCUCAGUCUCUCAGUUUCAGUGCAAACUAUCAGUUCUUUCCAGUUCCUUGCCGCCGAUCACUACCUGCCCACCUCCAGGUAAUGAUAAUAACAUCGCUAUUAUACAUCUCCAUUCUUUCCUCCGAUUCCCCGCAACUUCUAAUCCCUCCCCGGCGAUUAGAUCUACCAGCUGCUCGUUAGAAUUCGGCUCCGGGCUUUGAUCAGUUCCAAUCUGAAUGAAACCUUUUUGUUUUCUUCCCUCCUUCUCUUGCUUUAAUGGGUUACUGCUGAAUUAGACUUGUAGUCCAAGUUUCGGGUGCAACUCGAACCCUUCUUGCAAGUCAAUUCAAUUUUGUUUUAGGUUCUACUUGCUUAAUUGUUAAGUGGCGGCUGCUUUUACUUCUCUCUUAAGGGCGACGACAGCCAAAGCUGAGAAUGAUUGCUUCCUUUUAAUCAGAUCAUGUGUCUUAGUUUACUUGACAACCUUUCUGCAUUACUUUAAUUCCUCUUUUUGUGGGACUGCAGAGUUCUCCUUCUGAAGCAGAUCCAUGGCUCCAGCUUCAGAUAUCAAGCCCAAAGAUGUUUGCAUUGUUGGAGUUGCAAGAACUCCAAUGGGUGGAUUUCUUGGUUCAUUGUCGUCUGUCCCUGCAACCAAGCUCGGAUCUAUCACCAUUGAAGCUGCUCUUAAGAGAGCCAAUGUCGAUCCCUCCCUAGUCCAGGAAGUCUUCUUCGGCAAUGUACUCAGCGCGAAUUUGGGACAGGCUCCAGCCAGGCAGGCGGCAUUGGGUGCAGGAAUCUCCAAUACAGUCAUAUGCACUACGGUCAACAAAGUUUGUGCUUCUGGGAUGAAAGCAACGAUGCUCGCGGCACAAAGUAUUCAGUUAGGGAUCCACGAUGUUGUUGUAGCAGGAGGCAUGGAGAGCAUGUCGAAUGUACCUAAAUAUUUGGCAGAAGCAAGGAAGGGAUCUCGACUCGGGCAUGAUUCACUAGUAGAUGGGAUGCUUAAGGAUGGAUUAUGGGAUGUUUAUAACGAUGUUGGCAUGGGGAACUGUGCUGAAAUUUGUGCAGAACAGCAUUCCAUCACAAGGGAGCAGCAGGAUGACUAUGCUGUGCAAAGUUUUGAGCGUGGUAUUGCGGCACAGGACAUUGAUGCAUUUGCGUGGGAAAUUGUUCCAGUUGAAGUGUCUGGUGGAAGGGGAAAGCCAUCAACCAUUGUUGAUAAAGAUGAAGGUUUAGGGAAGUUUGAUGCUGGAAAAUUAAGGAAGCUCAGACCGAGUUUCAAACCGAAUGGAGGAACCGUUACAGCUGGGAAUGCUUCUAGCAUCAGUGAUGGUGCUGCUGCUCUAGUUCUAGUGAGUGGAGAGAAGGCACUAAGCCUUGGAUUACAAGUGAUUGCAAAGAUAUCUGGUUAUGCCGACGCUGCACAGGCACCAGAACUUUUCACCACAGCUCCAGCUCUGGCCAUACCCAAAGCAAUCUCGAGUGCUGGAUUGGAUGCUUCCCAAGUCGAUUACUACGAGAUAAACGAAGCAUUUGCAGUUGUAGCCCUUGCUAACCAGAAGCUGCUUAGUCUCAACCCAGAAAAUAUCAAUGUACAUGGCGGUGCAGUCUCCCUAGGGCAUCCACUCGGAUGCAGCGGAGCUCGGAUCUUAGUCACCCUUUUGGGAGUGCUGAGGCAGAAGAACGGGAAGUAUGGCGUUGGUGGCGUGUGCAAUGGAGGUGGUGGGGCAUCUGCUCUUGUUGUGGAGCUUCUCUAAGAAAGAAUCAUUGGAAGAUUCUCAUCAGUUGUAGUUUGUACCCUUUUCUAUUGUUGCUACUCAUUGUUGAUCUCCAAUAAAACUUGUUGAGGUGUAAUUUUCUUUUUAAUCUGAGGUUGUAAGGACCUGGAUGUGAUUAAUCUGGCGAAGAGAAGAGAGUAAAGGAGGAAGACGGAGAUUUUGGGAGAGAAGAGAGCUGUAGCUAUUUUGUUUCUAACUAAAGAGUAAAGUUGUACAGAAGAAUGAGUUGUCAAAGAUAGCCAAUUACAUAAUGCUCUCCCUACUUAUACUUCUCCACACUUUACACGUCACUUCCAGCAGUACAAGUCGCUACGCCAGCUGUGCAGGUUGUUACAGAGGUGUAUUUUCGUUUUCAUUGAAAGGAAAAGUUAGUUUGCUUUAGCCUUCCAGUUAGAGCUUCUCCUGUCUUGAUAUAUCCAUCUCAAAUGGCAUUGGCACAGGGUGGGCAAGUAGCUAGCUUGAGGCAAGUCGAGAUGUGUAAGUUGAAGAAAAAAUAAUUGAGCAAUUCUACCAGUGAGUAAAGUCUUAGUCGAAGA
Molecule: messenger RNA, 2348 nt
Organism: Linum trigynum
Lineage: Eukaryota; Viridiplantae; Streptophyta; Magnoliopsida; Malpighiales; Linaceae
Source: the annotation of a GenBank genome assembly